Molecule: messenger RNA, 1279 nt
Organism: Felis catus (domestic cat)
Lineage: Eukaryota; Metazoa; Chordata; Mammalia; Carnivora; Felidae
Product: collagen alpha-1(I) chain-like
Exons: 3
Coding region: 1-756 (251 amino acids)
Source: RefSeq, a predicted model, not a curated record
AUGGAGACGCCCUACGGGGUCCCGGAGGGGCCAAGCCGCGGAGCACGCGCAGCCGCGGGGAGGGCGGUGCGCCUGCGCCAGCCGCGGAGGCGCGUCCCAGCGCGCUCCGGAGAGUCGGAUGCGCGAGGAGGACCCUUGCGGCCGCGAGAGCCAGCAGAGCCUGGGCGGGGCGCGCUCCACUCCGCCCAGCGGCCUCCAGGGCCCGCGAACCCUCCCGGGGUCCUGACCUCGCUUCUGCCCCGCGCCCGCCUGGCUCCUCCGAGGGUCCCGGGAUCGCCGCCGUCACGCGGACACCACCACCGGGGGAGCACGGAGCCCCGCGUGGGCCGGGGCCAAGCAGGACUCCCUCUGCCGCCGGACGCCCAGGCAGACGCAGGACCCCCGGGGGCGCCGUUGCGGGGAUCGAGGGGGCGGACCUUCCGCGCCGCGGAGCUGGCUGGACGGCCUCCGAAGGCUGUUAGUCCACGGCUGUGCUGGAGCAGGCGGCGCCGAGGGGAAGCUGCCGGGGACAGGGGGCGUGGGCACAAGCAGGAAGCCGGGAGGACGGACCGGCCCUGGCGACGUCCUGCAGAAGAAGUUGGCACCGUCCAUCGCAGGACCGCACACCUGCCUCCCACCAGCGAGGUGCCUCCACACAGCCUUUUGGGGCUCUGCAGCGCUGAUGUGUGUUACACUGGGUGCUCGGGGCUCUCGUGCAGCCACCCCCUGAGAAGUGCAGAAGUGUCCAAGUCCAUCCUCUGGGGGAUCCUCAGGUAACUGUUGCAGAGGUGAUUUUCUUUCUCAACUUCCUGUCGUAGAGGUGGGAGACUUGCCCUGGGUCCAGUUUUAGGUGAUGCUCUUGGCUGUUGUUCCCCCACUCCCUUUGGGCAGUUUUAGACUCUUCGACCCUCAGGGACUGCAUUUCCCAGCCACUUGCCUGUUUCUGGACCCAGAGCCCCGCAGGUCCAAGGUGUCUAUCCUGCACGCUGUUCUGUGUCUUCCUUCCGCCUUUGGUCUGUGGAAGGGUUAGGGUUUUUAAUGCUUUCUUUUUAAACAUCUCUGUCGUGGCCGUGGAUGGAGGGAACGGUGGAAGGGUCUGUGCGCGCAAACCGAGGGCGCCUGCUUCCCCAGAGAAAGUGUUUUAUGCACAAUGGACAAUAAGAGCAUUUUGUUCUGUUUUAAUUUUUCCUGUUUAAUUUCUUGGUAUGAAGAGGCUGUAAGUUAUGUUUGGUAGAUUCCUGGUAACUAACAUCCUUCUGUAUCCAAAGAAAAGCAAAAUAAAAAAUAUGUGUUUUUUAAA